Messenger RNA from Lucilia cuprina (Australian sheep blowfly), 1170 nucleotides. RefSeq names its product N(6)-adenine-specific methyltransferase METTL4 (gene Mettl4). The coding region runs from base 2 to 1093 and encodes 363 amino acids. Lineage: Eukaryota; Metazoa; Arthropoda; Insecta; Diptera; Calliphoridae. The transcript has a single exon. Gene Ontology annotation, cellular component: RNA N6-methyladenosine methyltransferase complex; nucleus. Gene Ontology annotation, molecular function: methyltransferase activity. The record is from RefSeq and is a predicted model, not a curated record.
UAUGCAAAAUAUUAUCAUCGAUAACAAGAUUUGUAUAUUUUUAAAUCAUUGCAAAUUAAUAAAAGAACUUUACCAACAACACACGGACACUAAACUAAAAUCGUAUGCCUUAAAACCACAACUAUUUCACUUUCAUCCAAAACAAAACAAUGUUACUGUGGAAACCUCCCCAAAUUCAAAACAAAUUAAAAAACUUAAUCGCAAAAGAAAAGCGGAAACGGAAAAUGAAACAACACUACAAGAGACCCUACUGUUGCAGCCAUUUCUUAAGGAAAUACAAGAAAAUUUCUUACAAUCAACAGAUAAUCUUGAGGAACUGCCUCGUUUAUGGGAAGAAUCGCAAGAAUUCCCUCAAUUUCGUGGUGCCAAUGCAACAAAUUCCUUUCAAAUAACCAAAUUCUAUGAACAAAACUAUAUUAUACCGCCCAAAACAAAAUUCUUUAAUUACAACAUUGAGGAACUACAUAAAUUGUUGCCAGAACUGGAAUGUUAUGAUUUAUUGAUAAUGGAUAUGCCCUGGCUAAAUAAAUACAUCAGACGUUUGAAAAAAGUCAAACAAUCUUUAGCCUAUCAAAUGCUAGACAAUGAUACCCUUAAGAAAAUGCCCAUUGACCAACUGAUACACACCAACUCUUUGGUUCUAUUAUGGUGCACCAAUUCACCACAACAUCGUCAAGCUCUAGAACAAGAUUUUCUACCCAGUUGGAAUUUACAAUUGGUUCAUACUGUUAAAUGGUUUAAGAUUAAUACCCUAGGCGAAUUAAUAAGUCCUCUUAAGGCGGAGGGUUUCAAACAACCCUAUGAAUUGUUGUAUAUAACUUGUCAUAAAGAAAGAAAUGUCAAGGAUUUACAGGAUAUCACAAAAGUAGAUUUUCUUAUAAGUAUACCCAGUAUUAUACAUUCUCAUAAGCCACCUUUGGUACAAUGGCUAAAGAAUUUUCUAUGUAAUGGAAAGAAUUUUAAAGGUUUGGAAAUUUUUGCCCGUUAUUUACAGCCUCAAUUUACCUCAAUUGGUUUGGAGGUGUUAAAGUUGAUGGAUCAACGUUUGUAUGAGGAGACUGAAGAUUGCCUAGGAAUCUUUAAGGAAGAUUAGUUUAAGUUGUGUUUGUACAGGAAAUAUUUUAAGAAAUAUUUUUUUUUAAUAAAAAGUUGACCAAUCUGUUGUUUAAA